Daldinia decipiens is the source of this 1143-nucleotide messenger RNA. RefSeq names its product TBCC-domain-containing protein. Gene Ontology annotation, molecular function: tubulin binding. The record is from RefSeq and is a predicted model, not a curated record. Gene Ontology annotation, biological process: tubulin complex assembly; post-chaperonin tubulin folding pathway. Gene Ontology annotation, cellular component: cytoplasm. The transcript is spliced from 4 exons. The coding region runs from base 1 to 1143 and encodes 380 amino acids. NCBI's taxonomy places the organism in Eukaryota, Fungi, Ascomycota, Sordariomycetes, Xylariales, Hypoxylaceae.
AUGGAAACUCAAGUUUUUAUUCCUUUUAGACCCAUUCCAACUCCCAACACCCACCCGGGAGUAAUGGCAGAGCGCAAUAUAUCCGACUCUAAAGAGAAGUUCUUUCGGUAUUUCCAAGCCGAAAUAACAGCUAUACAAACCCAAAUCGAUGAUCUUGCGACUCUAUCCCCUGUCGGCGGCGAGAGACAGGACUGCAUCGACAUGGUCCUAGCUGGAAUAUCUCGCCUGUCUAACGAGGUUAUGGACGCUGGCGAUUAUAUCCCGGCCUACGACCAACGAACAUAUGCUCAGGCUAUGAAAGCCCUCACAGACAAACUCAACGAGACGACGGCCAAGUUUGCCCCGAAGUCAAGAUUCCAGUUCAAGUCAAAAUCCUCCAAAGCAGCACCGGGAGCAGAACCUCGAGCCGAUCCCCGCCAACGUAACUCCUUCAACAAUGUGGGAUCUAGGCAGUCGCCGGUCUUGGAUGCAGCAAAACGUGACGCCGCAGGAACCGCAGCCGAAAUAGCGAAGAGCUACAAUGAAGAGCUUGAACAACAAUCAGGUGUGAGAAAGCCGAGUUUCUCUAAUGCCAAGAGUAUUUCUAUCUACGACCACUCCGGACUGCACAUUAUGCUGCCCUCGACAGCAUCUAGGGCUACGUCUUCGGGAAGUCUGACGAACCUCGAGCGAUGCGUCGUGGAUAUGACAGCACCUACAAGCGCGGGAACACCGUUUGCUGGUCUGGCGUUAAAUAAUAUUAGGGAGAGCUUGAUUAUCGCUGGCCAUGUUGCGGGUCCGGUUCACAUCACCGGACUGCGGAAUAGCAUAGUUGUGGUGGCUGCGCGACAAGUUCGUAUUCAUGAGUGCGAGAAUGUUGAUGUAUAUCUCCAUUGCUCAAGCCAUCCCAUUAUCGAAGACUGCUCGGGGAUGCGAUUCGCACCUCUACCGGAGCUCUAUGCUACUAAAUUGGAGAUAAAGGGCGAGAGCCAGUGGGACCAGGUUGACGACUUCAAAUGGCUGAAGACCGAACCAUCUCCGAACUGGGUCGUCUUGCCCGAGGAGAAGCGUAUCCCGGAGGACGUGUGGAAGAAUUCCGUGUGUGGAAGUCCUAGUCUCAGCACGGUUGAUAUACUGCGCAGAGCUGGUGUUCUCAGCUCAUGA